CCCGCAGAGUUGGAUCGAUCCACGUAGACUGAUGGUGACUAUGGGAAUUGGGUCUUAGUCUAAGGCACUACGGCAUUCAUUAAAUGUCACCUGUCAAAAUGCCUUGUCAAAAUGAGGUUGAUAUAUAGCUGCGGGUGUGUGUGGUGACAUCAGGGAUUGCUCUUUGAAAACAUCCGUGUCAACCAUAUACACUUCAAAACGCCUUUUGGCUGCCACGCGACUGCUUGUGUACAUAUCUCCUUGGAAGUAACAGCACAGUUAGAAGAUUGCAGUAUGACAGGAUCUCUGAUGUUUACUAUUUUGGUUGGUUGCGCCAUUAUUUGCGUCACCAAAGUUUCUCAAGUGGAGAGCAAAGGGACAUACUCCGUGUGUCCUAUCCUAAGGUGUGAAGCUAUUUCAAAAUCGUGCAUCAAGGAAGUAACACCAUCUGACCUCUACCCGGACGGUACACUAUGUAAAAAGUGUCCUGUGUGUGAAGUCUAUAGAUAUCCACAAUAUGAUGGAUGCCAGAUAACUCCACGUUGUGUCGCACAGCCCAACUGCUUGAUCUCUUUACCGACAGGUUAUCUGCCAAAAGCAUGUGACCAGAUAUGUCAUCUUUGCCCAGUCUGCAUUCUUACUAAGAAAAUUUAAUGGCAUAAGUAACAGAGGACAGGCACUGAGACAGAACAUAAAUUAAAAGACGUAGUAAUAACUGAUUGUUUUAAUUUAAAUUAAUGAGAAAAGUCUACCAACGCACACCUGCUAGUACAGUUAUAUCUUUCAGUAUCUUUGCUCUCUAUUAGAGGCUAGCUGAGUGAUGACGUCAAUUUUAUGCUGGAGAUCUAGCUGGACGGUACAGAGAAGUGCAUAGAAUUGGACAAAGAAAUACACUGUAUAUGUGAAUAUCUAAUAAAAAUCAAUCUGUGGGUCCGGAAAAGGGUACAGUUUACAACAGUUUAAAUAUUCGUAUUUUGAAAAUUAUUUUUUCUUUAAGUAUAUAAUGAAAUAAGUUGAAAUAAGUGCAUUAGUAAUAGAUAUUAUGACUCUGAAAAAUGCCUUAACUUCUGAUGUGCAAAGAUUUAUAAAGCAAUAAACACUGUCGUUU
Molecule: messenger RNA, 1087 nt
Organism: Lingula anatina
Lineage: Eukaryota; Metazoa; Brachiopoda; Lingulata; Lingulida; Lingulidae
Source: RefSeq, a predicted model, not a curated record